ACAUCCUUCCGCUUUCGUCCCUGGAUUGGCGCAGACCAGAGUCCACGAUGGCCAACCCUGCGCUUCAACCAUACAUAUCGUACAUCGUCGCACAAAUCAGGUCAAACGUCGACUUUCUCGAACAGCAGAACUGCAUCUCGCCAGCGGACGCCUCCGCUAUCCGCGCCAAGCUUCCCGACCAUGACUCCCCCGCCUCCUCGAGCGAGAGCAUUAGCGACGUGAUCAACAACCUGAACAGCGUCAACGUAACGCCUGCAUGGUCGCCAACUCAGGCAAACCAGAGGUCGCCGGGCACGCAGUCUGCGCCGCCGCCGCCAAAACCGACUGUCAAAGCCCGGGCGCUCUGGGGCUACAACGAAGACGGUACCAUAUUGAAGGACCUCUCCUUCCGCACCGGGGACAUAAUCGAAGUCACGAACGAGAACAACUCGGACUGGUGGACGGGCACCUUCCGCGGACGUUCCGGCCUGUUCCCAGCGAACUACGUCGAGAAACUAUCCGCGCGCACUCCGUCUCCGACACCUACCUCCAUCUCUACCGAUACUGGAACUUCGUCGCCAGCUGCGACGGCCUACUCUGCGGCUUCCUCGCCGUACGGAGCGCCUCCGCCGCACACCUACUUCGUGCACCACGUGCCGCCUUACAGUCAGCAACAGCAGAUGGUGCCCGCCGCUGAGAAACCGGUGUACCGGCCCUACGGCGGCGGCUAUCCAAGUCAAGAAAUGUCUCCUCCGGCUCCUCCUGUGCAACAGCAGGUUAGUCCCCAGGAGGCCCCGGCACCAGACAAGAAGAAGCACAAAUUCGGCGCGCUCGGCAACACGAUGGCACAAUCGGCAGCUGGUGGUGUCGGGUUCGGUGCUGGCGCCGCCAUCGGCAGCGGCAUAAUCAACUCGAUCUUCUGAGUUUAAAGCAGUCGCGUAUAGUUCUCUGCAUCUUCCAUCGCGUUUUAGAUCGGACGCCUUCGACCUCUUGUCUCGCAUAUACAUCACACACCUACCUAAUGGAGCUCUCGCGAUCUCUCACCCCUGCUAGUCUCAUUCUUCUCGCAUAUUCAUCUUGUACUCUAGAACUCAUCUGCUUCAUACACAUAACUU
Molecule: messenger RNA, 1094 nt
Organism: Punctularia strigosozonata HHB-11173 SS5
Lineage: Eukaryota; Fungi; Basidiomycota; Agaricomycetes; Corticiales; Punctulariaceae
Product: SH3-domain-containing protein
Exons: 3
Coding region: 48-902 (284 amino acids)
Biological process (GO): plasma membrane tubulation; endocytosis; actin cortical patch localization
Cellular component (GO): mating projection tip; medial cortex; Rvs161p-Rvs167p complex
Molecular function (GO): protein binding; lipid binding
Source: RefSeq, a predicted model, not a curated record